Messenger RNA from Leguminivora glycinivorella, 2888 nucleotides. RefSeq names its product protein bicaudal C homolog 1 (gene BicC). Bases 145 to 2694 code for a protein of 849 amino acids. The record is from RefSeq and is a predicted model, not a curated record. Gene Ontology annotation, cellular component: cytoplasm. NCBI's taxonomy places the organism in Eukaryota, Metazoa, Arthropoda, Insecta, Lepidoptera, Tortricidae. Gene Ontology annotation, molecular function: RNA binding; protein binding. The transcript has 22 exons.
UAUAUGUAUAUCUAAAUUGUAAUCAAGAAAUAAUUUAUUUUAAUAAUGUAUUUAUUCAAAAUAAUUUAUAGGGAAUAAUAUAUGUUUGUUAUUGUUUGACGGCUAUUAAUAAAAUUCAAGAAUAUAAAUUAUUUUUUUAUAAUCAUGGCCUCAGGUAAUUUUUUAACGGUUAAAACUCAUUUAUCGGAGUUUAAAAAUAACUCGGACAAGGAUACAAUAAGCGAGGCGUCAGAAAGUGGCACGAGCAACUCUACGUCAGCUGAAGACCUCCAAAAACUCGCUGUGAUUCUCGGAUUGAAUAGCGUCGAAGAUGUUUACCAAGAACGAUUCCGUGUUGACAGGCGCCGGUUGGAGACAAUGCUGGCUGAUAAUUUGGACGAAUCUCAAACGGCACAAGCUUUCUUCCACCGGGUAAUGAAUGACACUAACACAUUGAUCAACUGGCCAACACGUUUAAAAAUCGGAGCCCGCUCAAAAAAAGAUCCUCACGUGAGAGUGGCUGGCAGGGUCGAUGAUGUGAAACUAGCGAGAGAAAAGAUUAUGCAGUUGCUGGAUACUCGGAGCAACCGUGUCACAAUGAAGAUCGACGUCAGCUACACCGACCACUCGCAUAUCAUCGGAAAGGGUGGGCUAACAAUAAAGCGCGUUAUGGAGGAGACCGGAUGCCACAUCCACUUCCCGGAUUCGAACCGGACCAGCGCCAUCGAGAAAAGCAACCAGGUUUCCAUCGCUGGCGAUAUGGAACGCGUUGAGAGGGCCAGGGCUCGUGUUCGGGCGCUAACUCCGCUGGUGUUUUGCUUCGAGCUGCCGAUAGUGGCGCCCUCUCAGCCGCUGCCCGACAUCAACUCUCCCUAUGUGCAGCAGAUACAGGAACAAUAUAAUGUGCAGGUCAUGCUCCGCAAUCGGCCCAAGCUCCACGCAAAUCUGCUGGUGGUGAAAGGAGUCCAGUGGGAGGUGCAAGCUACCAUGGAAGCUACAGGGCUCCUUAUGAACUAUAUGUGCGGACAACUCGCGAGCCAAACCCACGUGCAAAUGUCUCUCGAAAUCUCUCCAAUCCACCACAGCGUGGUCGUAGGCCGCGGAGCAGAACAACUCAAGGUCAUCAUGAAGGGAACCAACACUCAGAUCAUGUUCCCUGACGCUGACGACCCGAACAUUCCCGUGAUCAAGAAGAGUUGUGUGACGAUCACUGGACAGAUUAAGGAUGUUUAUACGGCGAGGCAGCAACUUGUGGGAAGCCUCCCCCUAGUAGUGAUCUUCGAUGUUCCCGAAGAAGCGUGCCGCUUGGACCCGGAAUCUGCCGUCAAACUGAUGCACAAAUACAACGUUUACAUCAACAUCCGUCGCAAACCGAAGCAGGGCAUCGCUUCUGUCGUCAUUAAGGGCAUUGAGAGAUGUGCAGGUGACCUGUACGAAGCACGCAGAGAACUCCUCGGCGGUAAGGAGCCCGUCAUCACGGCAGAGAUCCCGGAAUCUUACAGCAUUCCGGCCCUCUCAUCCAUGCCGUUCGUAUACACGUCAUUCUCGCCGUCUCACCCGACCGUCACCAACUCUCCGUGUUCCCCGUACAACAUGCAGCUGUCCGAGAUGUCCAAUUACGCUAGCCCCAUGUUUCAAACACCUACUCCAGCAGGCUACCCCAGCCCAUUAUCGCCAGUAGCCAUCACACCGCCAGUGUACCCGAAUACUUGGCUGAUCCCGUCUCCACAACCCCGAGCUGGUCAGUUCCACUACCCGAGCAUGGUCAACAUGUACAAGAACUCUUGGAACCCUAUGUCAAACGGUCCAGACAUGGGCAGCAUGCAGCCACCAAUGAUGUUGCAGCCCACAUAUCAACAAAUGCCCGAGGGUCGCCAUACCACGCUGAGCCAGCUCCUGAACUCGAGCUCGCAGGCGAGCAGCGGGUACCAGAGCAACUUCACAGGCAGUUCUGUCUCGCUGGACACUCAAAACAUUUCAGGCGGUGAUGGCAGCAACAUAGCGUCUCCUUCCAUGUCUCCCAUCAGCAAGGGACACAGCCCUGCGCCUUCAUCGGAUACGGAUCGCUCUCAACAAGAAAUAGCGAGCAUCAUCUCCGACCUGCCUCUAUCGGAGCGGCGCGCUCCGGGCUGCGAAAAGAAGACCCUCGAGACUCUCGGCAAACUGUCGCCUCUCACUGCAGAAUACCGCAAGAUGAAAGCUGAAGCUAGCAAGGCAAUGCAAGAGAAAGUUGGGAGUAACUACCGCAUGCCGACACCUCGCUGGUCGGGGUACUACUUCAGCCACACUUCGCCUGGACCCAUCAACGUUAAGGAAGAGAUGCCCACUACUCCGGAAAAAGGCUGGAACAGGUCUGAGCUCGUGCGCCCCAACAUCAUUGAAAAGCCGUCGCCGCCGCAAGCUGCACAGACUUCGGGGAAACCCUGCCGCUACCAGCAGUUGUAUGAGCUGCUUCGAGAGAUAGGACUGCACAAAUACAUCGAUUUGUUCAAAAAGCACGAGUUAGACAUGUCUACAUUCGCGUCUCUCAACGAGGCAGACCUGACUGAGAUUGGCGUCACCGCCUUUGGAGCUCGCAGGAAGAUGCUGCUAAUCAUCGCAGAGCUGCAACAACAAGCGAGCGUGUUCAAAGGCUCUGCCGCGCCGGGCGCCGAGCGCAAACUCAUCAACUCCCCGCCCUACAACACCAACGCUAUUACUCAGGACAAGUGGUAGCCCAGUUAAGGACACACACGAGACCAGUUACCAAGACACUCCACAUGCCAUUAUGCCUCGUUUACACGAGGCCAGUUACCGAGACAGUCCACUUGCACACUUACACCAAAGGUUUCCCCAAACUUAUCGACACGGAUCAGCUCUACCACCAAUCGCUCAUUAGUAGGAAUGAAGACGCCGCGUGAUCGUCGCUU